Myxocyprinus asiaticus (Chinese sucker) is the source of this 5130-nucleotide messenger RNA. Its product is annotated as tumor necrosis factor receptor superfamily member 1B-like. The transcript has 9 exons. Gene Ontology annotation, molecular function: transmembrane signaling receptor activity; protein binding. Gene Ontology annotation, biological process: positive regulation of peptidyl-tyrosine phosphorylation; positive regulation of T cell migration; defense response to Gram-negative bacterium. NCBI's taxonomy places the organism in Eukaryota, Metazoa, Chordata, Actinopteri, Cypriniformes, Catostomidae. Gene Ontology annotation, cellular component: membrane; external side of plasma membrane. The record is from RefSeq and is a predicted model, not a curated record. The coding region runs from base 76 to 1422 and encodes 448 amino acids.
CUGUAGGCCUACAUGUGAGUGUGUCAUGAUGGUCAGCGCAGUUUCACUCGCGGCGGGUCUUUGAUCGAUGCAAACAUGAUUCUCUCCAUACGAUUAUUAAUAUUUCUAGCGGCUCUGUGGCGCGUGUCAGAAGGGAAGACAUCUCUGCCAUAUAAAUCAGAUGGCAACUGUAUCAAUAGCACCUAUGAAUAUUUCAACAAAUUGCUACGCAUAUGCUGCAGUAAAUGCAAACCAGGGACCCGUCAGUUAAACAAGUGCACUAGUGAAUCGGACACCACCUGUGAGCCCUGCCCGGAUGGACAGUACUCUGACAGUAUGAACCAUUAUGGCAAUUGUUUUUCGUGUCAGAAAUGUGAUGAUGACAGAGGACUGAUGUAUGCCACAAACUGCUCAGCUUAUUCCAAAUCUGUUUGUGUAUGCAAGCCUGGAACUUUCUGUCAAGAUGAUUUCAAUGACGAGUGUAGGAUGUGUAGAACAUAUAAAUCCUGCCAACCUGGUGAAGGCCUCAUCAAAAAUGGUACAGCCAAAUCUGAUGUCAAGUGUGCGCCCUGUCAUGAAGGAACAUUUUCUGACCACACUAACACUGAACCGUGCAAGCCACAUACACAAUGUGUUGGAGGUUCUGUUUUGACACCUGGAACUUCUACAACUGACACAAAAUGUAAAACGACGCCAUCUGCAACAACCAAGGUUCCUCGUCAAAUAUCACCCAAGGGUGUCCCAAUGGAUCCUUGGCAAGUAAAACCGAGAGGAUUCCAGAGCUUUACACAGGAAACCCAGCCAAUGAACAUGACUGUCACACCAUCUUUACCUGCAUCAAGCAGAGUGAUGACCAGCACAAUAACAAUUUUAUCGAAACCAAAUUCAGUCAGAGUAAAUUCCACGCCUGAACCACCGUAUACCAUGACUAUAAUCUACUGCAUAGUCAUCACUGGUGCCAUGCUGAUUUUGCUGAUGCUGACAGUGAUGGUGAUUACUUGCAGAUUUCGAUACAGGAAAGCAGGUAUAAUUAAGGCUGAGAUCGUAGAAGACAACAAGCAAGAGCAGGGUCUAUUGGCGAACUACUUACCCACUGAUGGGUGCCAAAAAGAGCCCUCCAUGACAUCAUCAGACAGCCAUAGUCAGCCAGACUCAAGCCAGAGCCACAGCAGCAGUGAUUGGAUAGAACGUGCCAGCCAGGAGGAGACUCUACCAGAGCAACCAUCCGUCUCCAGUCCCUUAGUCAAUCUGAGCAUCACGGCCACAUUUAACUGUCAAAUGAACCCGGCUUGCUGUUCCAUACCACUUACUCCUGCAGCGCUGACACCCAAAGCUGAAGCUCCAGUGCAACUUUCUCAAGAGGAGGUCUGUAUCUCCUGCCAGCAAGAAGACGGCAAAGAAGCCCUGCAGUCGGUGCAGGAGAGCGACCCACGCGUAUUCUGAUUGGUGGAUUCCAAGCUUGCGUCAUUAACCAAAAGAGCAUGAGCAACAGAGAUGUUUAAAGACCCCAUAAAAUGGCCAAUAGCCAUCAAUCAGCAUUUUAAGGAUAUAAUUUUACUGUGGUUCCAGAUUAAUAUGUCACAUGGCAUUUACGGUUUAGGUGAUUGGCUACAAAAAAAGAGCCAGAACUGAGUGUCCAUAAGCAAAGGUGGCAGUGAACACUGCAGGUUGUGUACGUUUUGGGGCUAUAUGUGCAAGUCGAGCACAUUUUUUGUUAUUGUUGCAGAACAAUGAACACUUAAAAUUCAAACGUAAUGUGGAUUUAGAAGGUGCAUACACUUUUACAUUACAUUUGCAACAAGUAAAAAAAAAGAAAACAAAUAUCACUUUCGUCAGGGGGAGUGAGCCGAGCAAGUGCCAUUAAAGUCCCGUUAAGGCAAGGCAGAUCACUCUGCGGCCAUGUUCGUAAUGCCCUCGUGCAAUUUGUGGAUGUUAUUUUCUUUUCUUCCUUAAUGGGGAAAGACCAAAAUCUCCAAAACAGCUGGUCAAGAUUACAAUCAAAUAACAUUUUUCAAAUCACCAAUAAAAACUGACAACAAUCGUGUCGUAAAUCGCAUUUCUUUAGCUCAGAUCACGCUAAAAAACACUAUUUUUCAGGCUGGUCUAGCUAAUGCGGAUGCGCGUUCUCUGUGAAAACUCCCAGGUGAUGUCUCUAUCAAAAAAGAUACAUAUAAAUUAUGUUUUGUAAGCAUGCCAGUGUCUCAUCUCAUUCUAUACCGUCUCUGGUGCCAUUGAGAUGAUCGCUAAUGGCUAGCUUUCUCCAGGUAUUAGACCUCUGUGGGCAAAACCACAGCUUGUAUCGUGGACACAUGUAAUGAAGGCAAUUUCAAAAUGAAUGCUGAUACAUAAACUGACAUUACUGCUUAUGUGCUGAUUUUUACAUCUCUGACCUUCUGUUUGUUUUAAAUUUUUAUGCUUCCUUCCUCAGUUAAGUAGUAGACCUUAUUCACAGCAGCGCCGCCAUCUUUGAUUUUUGACGGGAAUGACAACAAGGCUGUGAGGGAUAGACGCACAGUCAUUUUAAUGGGUUGUACAGUUGUUUAAAGUGUUUUUGGAUCAUUCUGCUGAAACAUUGAAAAAUAUCUUUCCAAGAAAUUUCCAAAAAACUCCAGACAACACGAGUUGUUGAAAAUUAGAUGUUAUCAAGGAGCUUUAUACAUCUUUAUAUAGUGCAUAUCAUUAAAGAGAUGGUAAAUAUCUCUCUCACAGCCUCAUUUUCAUUCUCGUGAAAAAUCAAAUAUGGAGCUUCUGUGCAGGUCCAUCCUCUGACAUUUUGACUUAUAACUUCAAACUUGACUUAUAACUUGACUUAUAGCUUUUACAUAUUUUAGAAUAAUAGUUAAGUCAUCAAAACUAUAAAAUACACACAAAUAGAUGAGGGGGAAUUAUGUUGUGACAAAAAAAUUAUAAAUGAAAUUAAACAUUUAGUAUUGAAAAGAUUAAAAAUACUUGUGUACAAGAAAUGUAAACAUAGACACAAUUUAAAUUUGUCUACAAAACUUAUUACAGACACUUAAAUAUAAGCUUUUAGAUCAAAUGUUUAUAUAUAUAUAUAUAUAUAUAUAUAUAUAUAUACACACACACACUGGCGGCCAAAAGUUUGGAAUAAUGUACAGAUUUUACUCUUAUGGAAAGAUAUUGGUACUUUUAUUCACCAAAGUGGCAUUCAACUGAUCACAGUGUAUAGUCAGGACAUUAAUAACGUGAAAAAUUAUUACAAUUUGAAUUUUUUUUUUUUCCAGAACUUCUUAAACUUCUUCAAAGAGUUCUCAUCAAAAAAUCCUCCACGUGCAGCAAUGACAGCUUUGCAGAUCCUUGUUAUUCUAGCUGUCAGUUUGUCCAGAUACUCAGGUGACAUUUCACCCCACACUUCCUGUAGCACUUGCCAUAGAUGUGACUGUCUUGUCGGGCACUUCUCACACACCUUACAGUCUAGCUGAUCCCACAAAAGCUCAAUGGGGUUAAGAUCCAGAACACUCUUUUCCAAUUAUCUGUUGUCCAAUGUCUGUGUGUCUUUGCCCACUCUAACCUUUUCUUUUUGUUUUUCUGUUUCAAAAGUGGCUUUUUCUUUGCAAUUCUUCCCAUAAGGCCUGCACCCCUGAGUCUUCUCUUUACUGUUGUACAUGAAACUGGUGUUGAGCGGGUAGAAUUCAAUGAAGCUGUCAGCUGAGGACAUGUGAGGCAUCUAUUUCUCAAACUAGAGACUCUGAUGUACUUAUCCUCUUGUUUAGUUGUACAUCUGGCCUUCCACAUCUCUUUCUGUCCUUGUUAGGGCCAGUUGUCCUUUGUCUUUGAAGACUGUAGUGUACACCUUUGUAUGAAAUCUUCAGUUUUUGGUAAUUUCAAGCAUUAUAUAGCCUUCAUUCCUCAAAACAAUGACAGACUGACAAGUUUCUAGAAAAAGCUGUUUCUCUUUUGCCAUUUUUGACCUAAUAUUGACCUUAAGACAUGCCAGUCUAUUGCAUAAUGUGGCAACUCAAAAACAAACACAAAGACAAUGUUAAGCUUCAUUUAAUGAACCAAAUAGCUUUCAGCAGUGUUUGAUAUAAUGGCAAGUGAUUUUCUAGAACCAAAUUAGCAAUUUAGCAUGAUUACUCAAGGAUAAGGUGUUGGAGUGAUGGCUGCUGGAAAUGGGGCCUGUCUAGAUUUGAUCAAAAAUUACUUCUUUCUAAUAGUGAUGGUGCUGUUUUUUACAUCAGUAAUGUCCUGACUAUACUUUGUAAUCAGUUGAAUGACACUUUGGUGAAUUAAAGUUCCAGUUUCCUUCCGAAACAGCAAAAUCUGUACAUUAUUACAAACUUUUGGCCGCCAUUGUAUAUAUAUAUAUAUAUAUAUAUAUAUAUAUAUAUAUAUAUAUAGAUAUAUAAUCAAUAAUCAUGAGAAACACACAAGUCGAGUCAAGCAUUGUAUGUUUCAUUGAAGGUUGUAGAAAAUGUUGUUGCACUGUCUGAUAUAUGGAGCUAGCGCCACCCAGUGGUUGAUAUUUUCUGUGCUUUCCAGGCUAUUUUACAGUCAAACUGUUUUUCCCCGCGUGCUAAACGGAAGAGGUGAAUGUAUUAUUCUGAGAUGUUUUUUGACGUGAGAAAUUAAUGAGAAAUCAGUAGGCUUUCUGGGACUUUUUAAGAUUUUAUUUAAACAAGAGCCUCUGUUACAGCACGGGUUUACCAAAAAUUGUAAUAAGGAAAUAGUUAACCUAAAUGUGAAAAUUCAGUCAUAAUUUACUCCCCCUCAUGUUGUUUCAAGCCUGUUUGACUUAUUUACUUCCGUCGAACAGAAAAGGAAAUGUUAGGCAGAAUGACAGUCACCAUUCACUUACUUUGUAUGAAGAUAAGAUUCAAUAAAAGUGAAUGGUGACUGAGACUAACAUUCAACCUAACGUAGGCCUACAUCUCCUUUUGCGUGCCAUGGAAGAAAGUCAUGUAGGUUUGGAACAACAUGAUGGUGAGUAAAUGCUGACAGAAUUUCCCUUAAUAUUGCCUACUUUGGAUUGCCAGAUUUUAAAAUUUUUAUAAUUGAUAUAUAUAUAUAUAUAUAUAUAUAUAUAUAUAUAGUGUGUGUGUAUGUGUGUGUGUGUGUGUGUGUGUGUGUGUGUGUGUGUGUGUGUGUUUUAUUCAAAUGUUGAAUCACUUGUAAAUAAAUAUUUUUAUUGUA